Molecule: messenger RNA, 981 nt
Organism: Saccoglossus kowalevskii
Lineage: Eukaryota; Metazoa; Hemichordata; Enteropneusta; Harrimaniidae
Product: degenerin del-1-like
Source: RefSeq, a predicted model, not a curated record
AUGGCUGACUCGUUGGUGAACACGAUGUGUCGACGACAAAGAAUAUUGUGGUCCGUCACACUGACGAUCGCUGCCUUCUUGUUUGUCGUACAAGUGUUUUCUUCUGUCUCGUCCUAUCUCGCCUAUGAGAUAGAUGUCAAAAUCGGAAAACAAACUGCGUCCACCCAGCAAUUCCCGGCAGUUACCGUGUGCAAUAUUAACAAACUCCGCCGUUCGGCUGUUGCUGUGAGUGAAUUCAGAGGUAUAAUGGCAUUAGACGGACCGUUGAAGUGGUUUGAAAAAUACGCCCGCUAUUCAGAUGUUGUUAGUGCUGAUGUCAGCAGCUGCCCCGCCGAUUGGACCAUAUGCGACUCGCAGUGUAUUCCACCUGCAGCCCUGUGUAACUACAUAAAUGACUGUGAUGAUGGAAGUGACGAAAGUAAUUGUCCGUACAAUAAUGGUCAAUGUCCGGAGGAUGCAUUUGAAUGUAAUGACGUCCAAAUGAAGUGUAUACCAAAGACGAAGACGUGCGAUCGUGUCAAACACUGUAACAACGGAAAUGAUGAACAAAAUUGCGCUUACACAGAAGAAAACGUUUUUAUGGACGACUGGAACAAAAAGUUUCUCGGCAUUUCUUCGGAUCCUAGUAUUUACGAAGAUUUUAGAUAUAAUUUCUACGUGAACAAAACUUUCACGUUUUUGCCGAAUAUGGAAGAGCUGCGCUGGGUGCCGCUGAUGGUUGCAAGCCAGGCCGCUGACUUUGCAGACUUAAAGGAACUGAUGCAACUUACGAAAGGAGAUAUACAGUUACUGGGACACCAAGCUGAACAAUUUAUCAUGAAAUGUGAAUUCAAUGGUUUGAAAUGCGACAUCAGUGAUUUCCGUGUUAUGCAAGACAACGUGUAUGGGAACUGUUUCACCUUCAAUGGAAACGCGGUUCACCAAUCGGCACGAAGUGGGCCAAACACGGGUAAAGAGCGCCAGAUGCUUUCGUUCUUUUAA